Messenger RNA from Budorcas taxicolor (takin), 1230 nucleotides. RefSeq names its product membrane associated ring-CH-type finger 4 (gene MARCHF4). The record is from RefSeq and is a predicted model, not a curated record. Gene Ontology annotation, molecular function: zinc ion binding; ubiquitin-protein transferase activity. The transcript is spliced from 4 exons. NCBI's taxonomy places the organism in Eukaryota, Metazoa, Chordata, Mammalia, Artiodactyla, Bovidae. Gene Ontology annotation, biological process: protein ubiquitination. The coding region runs from base 1 to 1230 and encodes 409 amino acids.
AUGCUGAUGCCCCUGAGUGGGCUGCUCUGGUGGUGGUGGUGCUGCUGUGCCUGGUACUGCUGUGGAUUGUGCACCCCAGCUCCCCAGAUGUUGCGCCACCAGGGUCUACUCAAGUGCCGCUGCCGUAUGCUCUUCAAUGACCUGAAGGUUUUCCUCCUGCGGCGCCCCCCUCCAGCGCCCCUGCCCAUGCACGGGGAACCCCAGCCCCCUGGUUUGGCGGCCAACAACAACACCCUUCCGGCUCUGGGUGCCGGGGGGUGGGCAGGCUGGAGGGGCCCUCGAGAAGGGGUGAGCAGGGAGACCCCUCCUCUGCCACCUCCACCACCUUUGCCACCUUCUGUGGAAGAUGACUGGGGUGGCCCAGCCACAGAGCCACCUGUCUCGCUGCUCAGCAGUGCCUCGUCAGAUGACUUCUGUAAAGGGAAGGCUGAGGAUCGCUACUCACUGGGCAGCAGCCUGGACAGUGGCAUGAGGACCCCACUCUGCCGCAUCUGCUUCCAGGGGCCGGAACAGGGGGAGCUGCUGAGCCCCUGCCGCUGCGAUGGCUCCGUCAAGUGCACGCACCAGCCUUGCCUCAUCAAGUGGAUCAGCGAGCGGGGCUGCUGGAGCUGCGAGCUGUGCUACUACAAGUACCACGUAAUCGCCAUCAGCACAAAGAACCCUCUGCAGUGGCAGGCCAUCUCCCUGACAGUCAUCGAGAAGGUCCAGAUUGCAGCUGCCAUCCUGGGUUCCCUCUUCCUCAUCGCCAGCAUCUCUUGGCUCAUCUGGUCGACCUUCAGCCCCUCAGCAAAAUGGCAGCGCCAAGACCUCCUCUUCCAGAUCUGCUAUGGGAUGUAUGGAUUCAUGGACGUGGUGUGCAUAGGCCUCAUCAUCCACGAGGGACCCUCUGUGUACCGCAUCUUCAAACGGUGGCAGGCUGUCAACCAGCAGUGGAAAGUGCUGAACUAUGACAAGGCGAAAGACCUGGAGGAGCAAAAGACAGGAGGCAGGACCAACCCCCGGACCUCCUCGUCCACCCAGGCCAACGCCCCCACCUCAGAAGAGGAGGCUGCGGGCACCCCUGCCCCCGAGGAAGGCCCUGCCCGGGGGGCCGGCCACCCCUCAGGCCCCCUGUCCGAUCACCACUGUGCUUACACCAUCCUGCACAUCUUGAGUCACUUGCGACCUCAUGAACAGCGGACCCCACAGGGCAGCAGCCGUGAGCUGGUCAUGAGGGUCACUACGGUGUGA